AUGUCUUCAUCGCGAGGCUUUGCCGAUCACAAUGGGGGUGGCUCAAAGCCAUCUUCCACUGGACCUACAAAGAAGGCUGGUUUCGCUUUCCAAUCUCGAGGACGGCCCUCCGAUUCUCCAGCCAGCAAGAGUCGCUCCUUACCCCGUCGCCCACAUCAGCUCGGCCAUGACGAUGACUCCUCCGACGAAGAGCGUGCACCCGUGCACGAAGAAAUCUCGGGCUUUGAUACGCAUACUGGUCGCCAGAUUACCGCCGAUGGGCAAGCUGUUAGGGAUACGAACAAACCACUCGUGAUUCCAGUGACGAGUAAGAAUAACUGGCGCGAUCGCCCGGGCACGAAUGUGAAGAAGGGCAAAAAGAACUUGUUACCGCGUGAAGUGCAGGCUAUGCAAGAAGCGCAAAAGAACGGACAGGCUCCAGCUGGAGGAGCCGUUGAGACCGAAGGCCCGAGCAUGGCGUAUGGUCUUAGCUUCGCUCAGAAACCUUCUGACCAGGAUGGGGAAAGUUCUGCCGUUAAAGAGGACCAGCCUAUGCCUGAUGCGCAACCAAUUUCCAAAGAAGACCAGAAGCCUCUUACGGAAGAUCAGAUUGCUAUGCAAGCUCUGCUGCGAGAGACUACCGGUGAAGUCGAGCGUCGGACAGAUCUUGUGAUUGAAUCCUCUAAGCACGACGAGGAUGAUGAACCUUUAAGACGCCACGAUGAGACCAGCUCUUUCCGAACAGAUGUCGCUUCUCGCCCCGAACCCGCUACUUUGGAUCAGUACAACGCUAUCCCUGUCGAAGAAUUUGGAGCUGCUCUCUUAAGAGGAAUGGGCUGGAAGGAUGGACAGUCUAUCGGGCGUGGUGAUUACAGCUCCAGCACGGCCGCAAAGAAAGCAAAGAAUCCCGGUGUCCCAGAGCGACGCCCGGGGUUCUUGGGAAUUGGCGCCAAGGAUUCUGGAAAGGGCGCCGAAGUGGAGCUUGGUGCUUGGGGAAAGUCGGCCAUGCGCAAAGCAUCUAGGAAACAGGGCGAAGAAAACGAGGGUGGUAGCGUUGAGGGCGUCUACAUGCCUGUUACGAUGCGGAACAAGAAGACUGGCGAGUAUAUCACCGAGGAAGAGCUCGCAGACCUCAAGAAAGAGUCGUCCAAGUCUCAAGUCGACAAGGACGACUGGCGAGAGAGACGGGAUCGCAACCUGGAGAAGAGCGGGCGGGAAAGGGACCGGGACCGGGACCGCGAGUACCGCAAACGCGACUAUGACGACGACCGGUCUGAUCGAAGGAAUGGUUCCUCACGCAGGGAUCGAAGCUCAUCUGCCGGCCGUCAUUCAUCUAGACGCCCAAAAUACGACGAUGACGACAAAGGUCGAAGGGACGAUCGCUCCUAUCAUGACCCAGACCGCGAACGAGAGCGGGAUAGAGAGCGCCGUCGAGAUCGUGAUGAUAGAGAUCAUCGCAAAGAUCGGGACCAGAACGCUUAG
Messenger RNA from Penicillium cataractarum, 1461 nucleotides. It is a transcript of the gene spp2, whose product is annotated as spliceosome ATPase-activating subunit SPP2. Gene Ontology annotation, molecular function: nucleic acid binding. Lineage: Eukaryota; Fungi; Ascomycota; Eurotiomycetes; Eurotiales; Aspergillaceae. The record is from RefSeq and is a predicted model, not a curated record. The coding region runs from base 1 to 1461 and encodes 486 amino acids. Gene Ontology annotation, cellular component: spliceosomal complex. Gene Ontology annotation, biological process: mRNA splicing, via spliceosome. The transcript is spliced from 2 exons.